Molecule: messenger RNA, 2019 nt
Organism: Olea europaea var. sylvestris
Lineage: Eukaryota; Viridiplantae; Streptophyta; Magnoliopsida; Lamiales; Oleaceae
Product: dammarenediol II synthase-like
Exons: 16
Coding region: 85-1875 (596 amino acids)
Biological process (GO): triterpenoid biosynthetic process
Cellular component (GO): lipid droplet
Molecular function (GO): beta-amyrin synthase activity
Source: RefSeq, a predicted model, not a curated record
CACAAGAAAGAGAUCAUUCGCUAUAUCUACAAUCACCAAAAUGAUGAUGGUGGAUGGGGAUUCUACAUUGAAGGCCGGAGCACCAUGAUAGGCUCUGCACUAAACUAUGUCGCAUUACGUCUAUUGGGAGAAGGACUUGACGAUGGUAAUGAGGAAGUUACCAGAGGCCGCAAGUGGAUCCUUGAUCAUGGCGGCGCAACUCAAGUUCCCUCUUGGGGAAAGAUCUAUCUUUCAGUCCUUGGUGUGUAUGAUUGGGACGGCUGCAACCCACUACCUCCAGAAUUCUGGCUUUUCCCUUCAUUUUUGCCUUUUCAUCCGGCAAAAAUGUGGUCCUAUUGUCGUACAACUUACAUGCCCAUGUCAUACUUGUACGGAAAAAGGUAUCAUGGACCACUCACUGAUCUUGUUUUAUCUCUUAGACAAGAAAUUCAUGUCGAACCAUACGAUCAGAUAGACUGGAAUAAAUCACGCCAUUAUUAUUGUAAGGAUGAUCUCUAUUAUCCCCACACCUUCAUACAAGAUUUUCUCUGGGAUACUUUGAACUACUUUAGUGAGCCAGUAAUGAGGUGUUGGCCCUUGAACAAGAUUAGACAAAAAGCCAUUGAAAAGACACUCAAACACAUGAGCUAUUCGGCAGAGGAAACUAGAUACAUUACAAUUGGAAAUGCAGAAAAGACUCUUCAAAUGGUGUGCUGGUGGGCACAUGAUCCACAUGGUGAUGAAUUCAAGCAUCACCUCUCAAGAGUUCCUGACUAUUUAUGGCUUGCUGAAGAUGGAAUGAAAAUGCAGUCUUUUGGUAGUCAAAUAUGGGACUGUACUUUUGCCACUCAAGCUAUUAUUGCAACUGGCAUGGUUGAGGAAUAUGGUGAUGGCCUUAAGAAGGCACACCUCUACAUAAAAGAAUCUCAGAUCAAAGAUAACCCAAGUGGCGACUUCAAACGCAUGUAUCGUCAUUUUACUAAAGGUGGAUGGACUUUCUCCGAUCAAGAUCAAGGAUGGGUUGUAUCAGAUUGCACAGCUGAGGCACUUAAGUGUUUACUCCUGCUCUCACAAUUUCCAAGUGAAAUCGCUGGAGAAAAGGCCAAUGUUGAGCGCUUGUAUGAUGCUGUAAAUGUCCUUCUUUAUCUACAGAAUCCUGGCAGUGGAGGGUUUGGAGUCUGGGAGCCCCCGGUUCCACAGAUAUAUUUACAGGCAAACAUUUACAUAUACUAUGCGUUGAAUCCUUCAGAACUUUUUGCUGACAUAGUCUUGGAGCAAGAGCAUGUUGAGUGCACAACUUCAAUCAUCCAAGCUCUAUUAUCCUUCAAACUUAUGCAUCCAGGCCACCGUGAGGGAGAAAUAGAAACUUCCGUGGCAAAAGCUGUGCGAUUCCUUGAAGAAAGACAAUGGCCUGAUGGUUCAUGGUAUGGCUAUUGGGGAAUUUGCUUCCUCUAUGGCACAUUCUUUGGGCUAGGAGGGUUAGCUGCUGCGGGGAAGACACAUGACAACAGUGAUGCAGUUCGAAAAGGUGUCAAUUUUUUCUUGUCAACACAAAAUGAAGAAGGUGGAUGGGGAGAAAGCCGCGAGUCCUGCCCAACCAUGAAAUACACACCAUUGGAAGGAAACAGAACAAACUUGGUACAAACAUCAUGGGCAAUGCUAGGUCUAAUGUACGGUGGACAGGCGGAGAGGGAUCCAACACCUUUACACAAGGCAGCAAAAUUGUUGAUUAAUGCACAGAUGCAUAACGGAGAUUUUCCUCAACAGGAGAUAACUGGAGUUUCCUUGAAGAACUGUACUCUGCAUUACGCACUAUACAGGAGCAUUUUUCCAUUGUGGGCCCUCGGAGAAUAUCGUAAACGUGUCUGGCCAUCCCUGAGUCUGAGCAUGUCAUAAUUUCACCAAUCUACCUUUGUUUCUUAAAAUAUAUUUUGAAAAAUAAAAGAGAAUAUUGUUGUAUGCUACAAAUAUACAAAUAUAUGGGCUUAUGCCUUAUGUUGGAGUUAUUGUCCUUUCCAAUAUUAAAUCAGUAACUUGUAG